This is a messenger RNA of Sinocyclocheilus rhinocerous, 1389 nucleotides long. RefSeq lists its product as uncharacterized. Gene Ontology annotation, biological process: regulation of transcription by RNA polymerase II. The record is from RefSeq and is a predicted model, not a curated record. Bases 375 to 1127 code for a protein of 250 amino acids. Gene Ontology annotation, cellular component: nucleus; transcription regulator complex. Gene Ontology annotation, molecular function: DNA binding. Lineage: Eukaryota; Metazoa; Chordata; Actinopteri; Cypriniformes; Cyprinidae. The transcript is spliced from 4 exons.
UAUGCUGCGUUCACACCAAACGCGAAUAGAGCGUCUGGCGCGAAUGAUUUCAAUGUUAAGUCAAUGUAAAGACGCGUUUACGCGCGUCUGGAGGUCUCGCGGCGCGAAUGAGGCGUUUAGCGCGGCGCGGAAGACGCGAAUUCGCCUCAUUCGCGCGUCUAGUUCGCGCGAAUGACGCGAAUUGACGCGCGAAUUACGCGAAUUGAGCGUUUCGCGCGAAUGGUGCUUUUUGUGCAUUUACGCGUUUGACGCGAAUUCGCGUCUGACGCCCGAGUUGAAAAAUUUUAACUUUGGCGUCAAUUCGCGCCGCGUUAACCAAUCAGGAGCCUGCUUGCUGCUGUGGCGGCAGGCCCGCCCGGAGUCACUCAUUCUAAAUGGAGGAACGACUGAUAUUAUCAGUGAGCAGUCACCCAGAGAUUUAUGACACAAGUUCAUAUUUCUAUAGAGACAGGAAUAAAAAGGACCUCGCUUGGAAGAGUGUCGGUGAGGAGAUUGGGCAACCUGAGGACGUGUGCAGAAAAAAGUGGAAAAGCCUCAGGGACACCUACCUGAAGGAGAAGAGGAAGGAGAUGGAGAAGAGGAGUGGGUCAGCAGCAGGGUCAGUGAAGAAGUGGAAGUACUCACAGAUCCUGGGAUUCCUCGAGCCCUUCGUCACCCCACGGGAGACCACCAGUAACAUGGGGGGGGUCGAGGCCCAGGUCAUAGAGUACAACCACCCCAGGGACCAGGGAGAGGGAGAGGCGAAAGCAGGGGAUACGGAAACAGAGCCUACAGAUAAUGAAGAGACUGAUCCUAGAUCCCCUGCCGCUUCUCCUGUCUCCCCAGUCCCUGGUCCUUCACCCCCUGCUGCUGCACCCACAGGCCAACAGAGGAGGAGAGGCACCCGGCGUCCCCGUGAUGGUCCGUCGGAGGUGGAGCAGACGCUGCUCGAGCUCCUGAGGCGUCCUCCAGCCCCACCACCACCACAGUCUGCUGAUGAGCACUUCCUCCUCAGCCUUCUGCCUUUUCUGCAGAGCAUGCCGCCUCAUACAAAAGAAAUUAUAAAAUUUAAAAUGUACAAAUUGGCGAUGGAAAACAGCACCGUUGUGCUAAAUUUGGAACAAUCGGACCCCCACAGCCCACAGUAGGCUUUAAAAAAAAUGAGGCAGCAGGCUCUGCAGGAAACGCAGAAUGCCCUCCUUCCUCUUCUCCUACAUUUUGUUCCCUGAGGCUCUUCCACGUUCCAAGCGAGGUCCUUUUUAUUUCUGUCUCUGUAUGUAAAUAGUUUGUACAUGUUGUAUUUUUUUAAGUUUAUAUUCAAAUUAUUUUAUGUUUGGCCUGAAUAAAUUAUUUUGAAAUAUGACUAAAUGCCUGGUGUGGUUCUAAUGCACAACAAAGCAAGUGUUUUAU